AUGGGCAUAGAUAGCAUGAGAGUCUGCACGGUUUGUGCAGCUAACAACAACAGAUCCAUGGAGGCACAUAAGCAGCUCAAAGAUGCCGGCUAUGAUAUAAGGUCUUUUGGAACCGGCUCUACAGUCAAGCUUCCGGGCCCGACGGUAGACCGCCCGAAUGUGUAUGAGUUUGGCACUCCCUAUGAGAAAAUAUACCAGGACUUGAUGUCUCAGGAGCAUCGGAAGAUGUACGAGGCACAAGGAUUGAUUUCCAUGUUGGUCAGAAACAAAAGCGUCAAGACUGCGCCCGAAAAGUGGCAUAACAACGCGGAAGCCGGGAAAUUCGACAUCGUCAUCACGUGCGAAGAGCGGUGCUUUGACUCUGUGCUAGAAGACUUGAUGAACCGCAUGAACAGCAAGUCAGAAGAUGCCGAAGAGCAAGAUGUGAGACAGGUGGUGCAUGUCAUCAACAUCGAUAUCAAGGAUGACAACGAUAAUGCAAAGAUCGGAGGCAAGGGUAUCGUCAAAUUAGUGAAGAUGAUCCAUGAGUACAAGGCUCAGGAGAAGGAAAGAAGAUUGAAAGAGGGCGACGAGGAUAGCUAUCCCGUUAUUCUCGAGGACGAAAUGAUGAGUAUUUUGACCGAGUGGCAGAAGGAGCAUACGCACUUGCCCACGCUUUACAGUGUGUCGUAUUAUUGA
Metschnikowia bicuspidata var. bicuspidata NRRL YB-4993 is the source of this 678-nucleotide messenger RNA. It is a transcript of the gene SSU72, whose product is annotated as RNA polymerase II subunit A C-terminal domain phosphatase. The transcript has a single exon. Gene Ontology annotation, biological process: termination of RNA polymerase II transcription. The coding region runs from base 1 to 678 and encodes 225 amino acids. Gene Ontology annotation, molecular function: RNA polymerase II CTD heptapeptide repeat phosphatase activity. The record is from RefSeq and is a predicted model, not a curated record. Lineage: Eukaryota; Fungi; Ascomycota; Pichiomycetes; Serinales; Metschnikowiaceae. Gene Ontology annotation, cellular component: mRNA cleavage and polyadenylation specificity factor complex; nucleus.